This is a messenger RNA of Lates calcarifer (barramundi perch), 3762 nucleotides long. It is a transcript of the gene golim4a, whose product is annotated as golgi integral membrane protein 4a. The record is from RefSeq and is a predicted model, not a curated record. Gene Ontology annotation, cellular component: Golgi apparatus; Golgi membrane. NCBI's taxonomy places the organism in Eukaryota, Metazoa, Chordata, Actinopteri, Centropomidae. The transcript has 16 exons. Bases 510 to 2660 code for a protein of 716 amino acids.
GGGACUUCCUUUAGAGUUUCAGUUGGAUGGCAGCAGGCAGCUGCUGGGUUGACACGUAACUAAAGUUAAAGGUGCUAUGGAGGCCUCGUCGGGGACUUGAGGUUUUAGUUUUUCCAUAAUCCUCUUUCAAUUGCGUUGGAAAAGCAAAAGUCUGCAAGGUGGAAAAGAAGACGUAAACGUGGGCCAUCAGCCUCGGUUUGUCCUGCAUUUCAACAGCGCACAGCCGGAGUUUGACGUGAAGUGAAGCGAAAAUCUGAGCGGCUACUUUGAAGUUACAGGGGAGAGUCGUGAGUGGAUGUGGCUAUGCUAAAGUAAUGUGCACAAACAUCAGCGCUUCACCCGUAUUUUUCUGCGAGGAAAUGCUCGGGGAGUGAGGGAAGUGAGGGGAGGGGGGGGGCUUCUUCAGUCUUCACCGGGAGGUUAAAAAAAAAAAAAAGUUGAGUCGGAAGUUUCCAGCAGCAGAGACGGGGCUUUCUCGCUCAGACAGCGGGGAGGGGUGCGGGUCUAACAUGGGAAACGGGGUGUGCUCCCGGAGGCAGCGGAGGAUCUUCCAGUGUCUCCUGCUGCUCACGGUGGUCUGCGGGAUGAUGUACGGGGGGAUGAUAUCGUAUGAGAUGCACAAACAGCUCAAGAGGACGGAGGCGAUGGCACUGAAGUACCAACAACAUCAGGAGUCACUCUCGGCGCAGCUCCAAGUGGUAUAUGAGCAUCGCUCCAGGUUGGAGAAGUCUCUGCAGAAGGAGAGGUUAGAGCACAAAAAGGCCAAAGAAGAUUAUCUGGUUUACAAACUGGAAGCACAGCAGUCACUCAACAAGGAGAAGCAAGAUUCCAACAACAGAUUCAACUCUUUACAAGUGCAACAUCAGAUGUUAAAGAACCAGCAUGAGGACCUGAAGAAGCAGUAUUAUGAGCUACAUGAGCAGCAUCAAUUGCAGGGUGAGGACCACAACCGGCUGCUGGAUGAACACAAAGAGCGUUACAGUAAGCUGGAGCAAACCAAAGAGGUGGAAGUCUCCCAACUCAAAGAAAACAUAUAUAACCUGAGAGAGGAAAAUAAACAGCUGAGGAAAGCCCACCAUGACAUUCAUACACAGCUGCAGGAUGUACAGGUGCAGCAUCAGGACCUGAAGGCAGCUCACAGCCAGCUGGCACUGACACUAGAAGACCACAAGAGUGCGCUGGCUGCCGCUCAGGUGCAGGUGGAUGAAUACAAGCAGCUGAAGGAAUCCCUGAACAGGAUGCCCAACCUGAGACAGCCUGAGCAAAACCCUGCUCCCCAGCACCUGCAAGCAGCUGCUGUAGCACCCAAAUCCCAUGUCCAUGAAGCCCAGCAGGCUACGAUACUGGAGCAGCCACAUAAAGAUGUACCACCCCAUGAAGAUCAUCAGGUUCACCAGAACACUGUGUCCAGGUUGGACCAGCGAGUGGAGGAGGUGCAUGCCCAGUCUGUGAUCAAGGCCCACCCCACCGUAUCCCAGCACACCUUGUCAGAGAAAGAGGAGGAGGAUGGAGAGGGUGAGGCGGAGAGGAGGAGGGAGCUGGCAGAGGAGGAGAUGGCGCAGGCAGGACAGCCUCAGAAGCUGGAGGAGGAUCCGGACCAACCCCAGGAUGAGCAGCAGGAGGAGGAGGGAGAGGAACCUGAGCAGGAACAGCCAGAUGAGAACGCGCUGGACCGACAGAGGCGUCAGCCACAACCGGAUCCCCACGUGGAUCUGCAUCAGGAUGCCCCCCAGCAGAAUGAUGCACAUGCCCAGGUGGAGCGAGUGAAGUCAGCCUAUGAGCAGCAGCAGGAGCAGCAGCGCCUGGAGGCUCAGAGGGCCGAGGAGCGCAGGCAGAUCCAGAUGCGACAGGAGGCCCUGCAGGCCCAGAGGGAGAGGGUGCUGAAGGAGAGGGAGCAGAGGCUGAAGGAGGAGCAGGAGAGAGAGCAGCAGCAGCACAGGGAGGCCGACAGACGGGAGCAGCAGCUGAGAGAGGAGCACCAAAGGAAGAAGACAGAGUAUGAGAACAUGGACAAUGAUAUCGUUCAAGGAGAAGAGGACGGUCACAUUGAUGAUGAGGAAGAAGGAGAUGCUCAUAAGCUACACGAGGAGGAGGAGAAACAAGGAGCAGAUCACAGACUACCACCACAUCAGCAGGGUGCUGUAGAUGGUGAGCUGGACCCAGAGGACGACCCCAACAACCAGGGGGAGGACGAGUUUGAGGAGGCAGAGGACGAGCGACCGCAGCACAGGGUUGCGGAAGAGGAAGAGGAGGUGGUGGAAGAGGAGGAGGAGCCACAGGCGCCGGCCCAGCACAGAGACACACACCCAGGCCCCGAGCAACCUGCCGUGGAGGAGGAACUUGUGAUGGCUGGAAAUCCAGAUCAACAGGAAGACACGCUAGAUGACCAGUACCAGGAGGAAGGAGAGGACGAGGCCCAGGAGGACAUAGCUGCUGGGCAGAAGAGAGAGGACGAGGUGGAGGAGGAAGGAGAGGAUCCAUAUAACGAGGAUAACAUAGAGCAGGAUGAAGGAAAAAACCAGGAGGGACCAAGAAAUGAGGGGAAUCACAGAAAAGACGCAAAGAACAAUGAGGAAGAGAAUUAUGAAGAGGAAGAAGAGGAGGUGGAGGAGGAUGUGGCCGGUCGAGACAAGGGAACCAAUCGGAGGGCAGAGAUGUAAGACAGACGCGGAUUUGAACCAGCCGCAGUGCCUUUUCAGCUGCCCGUAGAGCCUAUCAGGUUUUUCUUUCCCUUGUUUCUCAAAGGAAUAAAAGCAGCCAUUCAUUCAGAAUCCCAAUUCAGAAAAACUGGGAUGUUACACCUGGAAGAUGGGAUGCUAUUCCAAACACUGUGGGGUUGGAACUGAUCAGCUUACACCUGUGGAACUGGACAGAAUUUAUAGGACGGAAAUGGGAUAUAUACUGUAUUGGUUUAAAAAAAAAAUUAAUUUGCUUUUCUGUCAACUCGCACGUCUGCCUGAUUGCCUGUCUGAUUCUGUUUUUUUUUUUUUUUUUAACAGCAGACAGGCAGAGAAUGUAUUUUUUAUCAAUGCUGUCUGUGUAAAGAAACCAAAAUAAAUUAUGUUAUUCUAAUGUUUUCAUCUUCAUGCCUUUAUAUGUAUGUUUUAUGCAGUUGUAUUCUCUGUAGAGCUCAAAUUUUGAUUUACGUCUUGCAUUCCAAUCGAUCAAGUCAUUUUCUGUUAUUUAUUGUUUAUUGUAACAACUCUGACAAUCGUAAAAAGGUGCAACGUUUAGUUUUUUCCCCACUGAAUGAACUAGUUUGUGUCAUAGUGGCUUUUACCAACUUCUUGAGGCUGAUAUCACGGGAACAUUUUCAAUGGAAGUUUCCGCAAAUGUCAAUCAAAGAGACAUUUCUGGUGAAGCCGUUACAUGCUCAAAAAGUGUCACUCUGACAUGUGCCUUUCCAUUCUUGGAAGCCUCUUCUGGGUAUUACUCAUUUGACAUUUGGAAAAGCAUUUCAAUAGGGACAGGAGAGAUAAGAGCACACCAAGUAGUGCUGAACCUCUUACAUAUUGCUUCAGCGUAGCCUUAAAAAGGAGGCUAUUUCAUGUCGACUGCUGGUGUGAAUUUAAUUCACAAAACCGAAUGCAAUUUAAUGCAUCAUCUUUAGUCUACUGUACAAUGUAUAGUAAAACAAAUGCUGACAAUUUGUACAUUUUUCUGCCAGUUAUAUUUGAUACAAAAAAGUGGGGUUUUGAUUGCAUUAAACUGUUUGUCACCUGAAAAGUGAGUGGAAUAAAGAGGCUGAAGGAUCAUGGGUAA